UAUCAAGUGCGUCAAUAUACCGUGAGUGAAUUUAUCAAUUACGACAAAGUUCUCAAGCAAAAAUUGAAUUAGAGACAUGUAAAAUUUGCCAUAAUUAUAAUAAGUGGUGGAACCCUAUGGUGUAUUCGCUUCCUGGACCCAGCCAUUAUAUGAUUUUGUUUGAAUUCUGAGUUGUAAAGUGUAAAGAUCCAUCUUUUUAACGCUACGAGUGAAAAUGGGUCGCCGUCCAGCGCGGUGUUAUCGCUACUGUAAAAACAAGCCGUACCCGAAAUCUCGAUUCUGCCGGGGUGUUCCUGAUCCGAAGAUCCGUAUUUACGACCUUGGACGUAAAAAGGCCCGUGUCGAUGAGUUCCCACUCUGUGUCCAUCUUGUGUCUCGGGAGUUUGAGCAGCUCUCAUCUGAAGCUCUAGAGGCCGCUCGUAUAUGUGCGAACAAGUACCUCGUCAAGACCUGCGGUAAAGACGCCUUCCAUCUUCGUGUGCGUCUUCACCCUUACCACGUGCUACGUAUAAACAAAAUGUUAUCAUGCGCGGGCGCUGAUCGUCUACAAACGGGAAUGCGUGGCGCCUUCGGUAAGCCCCAAGGCACAGUUGCCCGAGUGAACAUCGGCCAAAUCAUUAUGUCGGUUCGCGCCAAAGAACAGCACCGCGAGAGUGUUGUUGAGGCACUGCGCCGUGCUAAGUUCAAGUUCCCUGGCCGUCAGCGUGUUUACGUAUCGCGCAAAUGGGGUUUCACUAAGUGGGACCAGGAUGACUACCAAGAGAUGCGCGUGGAUGGCCGAUUGAAGCCCGACGGUGUCACUUGCCAGUACCGCAAUUCGCACGGACCCUUCACGAACUGGAUCCAAAUCCAACGUGAGCUUAGGGCAUGAACGCGUUAUAAGGAGACUACCAUCACCGGUGAACGUUGCCGUGACACAUUAAUCGUUGGUAUGAGGUAUAAUAAAGAACCAAUGCCUUAACCAUGAAAAUCA
This is a messenger RNA of Varroa destructor (honeybee mite), 973 nucleotides long. RefSeq names its product ribosomal protein L10 (gene RpL10). Gene Ontology annotation, molecular function: structural constituent of ribosome. Gene Ontology annotation, cellular component: ribosome. Gene Ontology annotation, biological process: translation. NCBI's taxonomy places the organism in Eukaryota, Metazoa, Arthropoda, Arachnida, Mesostigmata, Varroidae. The record is from RefSeq and is a predicted model, not a curated record.